This is a messenger RNA of Nilaparvata lugens (brown planthopper), 3523 nucleotides long. RefSeq names its product anaphase-promoting complex subunit 5 (gene ida). Gene Ontology annotation, cellular component: anaphase-promoting complex. The coding region runs from base 584 to 2971 and encodes 795 amino acids. The record is from RefSeq and is a predicted model, not a curated record. The transcript is spliced from 13 exons. Gene Ontology annotation, molecular function: protein binding. Lineage: Eukaryota; Metazoa; Arthropoda; Insecta; Hemiptera; Delphacidae. Gene Ontology annotation, biological process: anaphase-promoting complex-dependent catabolic process; positive regulation of mitotic metaphase/anaphase transition; protein K11-linked ubiquitination.
AACACAAAGAAGAAGGGAUAUGGCUGUGGCUCUUCUCUGUGGCUUAACAGAGUUGUCAGGUACAGAUAGCCUUGUGACAAACUUAGUUGAAAAAAUAGUUUCAGCUUGUUGCUGUUGAGUCAUACAUCGUUCAAUGUUUUCGUCCCAUUUCUUUUCAAAUAUAUUUCAAGACAAGAUUCAUAGAAUAAUAACUUCACUUAAAGCAAAUUUUUAUCAAUGAAUAUUCAAAUCCAUGAUAUAAUUAAUGUGGUUUGAUCGUUUUUCAAAAUUAUGUUAUUCAAAAUCACCUUAUUCAUUUCUCAAAUAAUCAAUGUAAAAGUUGAAUAUCAAUGUGGUCAUGGCAACCAUGACGAAACGACAAGUUGAAAAUUGAAAGUGGAGACCGGUAAAAUAGAAAAGUAAUGUUUAUCUUGGUUAUAGUGAUGAUUUUAAUGUUUAUUAUUUUAAUUUACUGUAGCAGCAGAAAUUAUCCAGUUUCAAAGUGCUCUUGAAAUGACAUUACUUUUUCCUACAUUCAAAAAAUUCUUUAGGUACAUUAUUUUUUUUUGAACAAACUCGCUAACCUACAUGCUAAACUCCUAUAAUGGCUGCAAAAGAUUUGCUGCAUUGCAGUGGAAUUCUGUCUUCUGAUCAAUCACUCAAAGAACAUAUCACACCUCAUAAAACAGCUGUUGCCAUUUUUAUCCAAGAAUAUUGUCUGUGGAAAAUCAAAGUCGAAUCGAAUCGUGACAAACCAGCCGAAUUCUCAGGACUCAAUGAAGAAAUCUGUGUAAUCCCGCCGAAACAUCGGCGCGACUUCUGUAUGCUCGUUUUGAAACUGGUCCAGUGCCCUGACUUGGACUAUUUUGAACUAAUGGAGAUUUUGAAUUCCGGGGAGUAUGCCCUUUUACCCGAACACGUUGAAAACUUCAAACAUGAAUUGAGAUCUGUGGCGAAUAGGGAUGUCGGCAGCAUCAUGGAAGCCAUAGUGGGCACGACCAGAUUGAUGGGCAUUGAGCCUUCCAACACUGGACCGAUGGUGCACAAAAGCAGUCCCGCAGCAUUCUUUCUGAGAAGAGUGGCGUUGUUCUACAAUAAGCUCUCGUUCUCGCAACUGGUGAACGCCUGCAAGGAAUGGCAGGCGUACCUACAAGACGGCGUGCUAAGUGAGAAGCCUGCGUGGGCGAUUCGCCGUCGAGCUGACUCCAGCUGCUACUCGAGCGACAGAGUUGAGCGCCAUCAACAGAUGGAUUUGUGCUCGAUAUCCAAGAAUGACUUUUCGUUGUCGCUCGAACUGCUUCCCCGCCAGACCAAACAGAUCAAGAUGGAGAGCGAGAGCAUGAGUAUGGAUAAGCCGAAGGCCACCAGUAGCAGCGGCACUUGGUCGAGGCGGCAGGCCGAGCUGUUCAUCGCCAGGCAGGCGGCUCUCAUUCACAACGACAUCAACACUGCACUGCCGCCGGCCAAGCUCCAUCAAAAGAUCAACGAAAUUCUCAACGCUAAUCCCAACCAUGUGGAAGCGCAUUAUUUGAGUUACCUGAACUAUUUAAGAUCGAAAGAGUUUUGUGGUGCGAUGCACAGUCUCCGCCACUACUUCGAUAGAAUGACCAUGUCAAUGACGCAGGAAGAAAAGAAUAAGAGCUUCCGUUACUCAGCAUUGAAUAUUGCUAUUCUUCAUGCUCAAUUUAACCAGAAAGAAGCUGCUCUAGAUGCUCUAAAAGAAGCAAUAUCAUUAUCUCAUGAAGAAAAAGACAAUAUUUGUUUACAACACGCCCAAGCUUGGCUGUACAACCUCACUGAAGAGAAUAAGAGUAUUCUUUUGGAACGUUCAAUCUGUAAGAGUGGUGAACUGAAUUUGAACUAUCUGGCGUCACUUGGCUUCCAGUUUUUGUCGCAGUUGAGUGCAUCUAGGGGAGGACGCCCGGCUCAGGUGUUCGAGGCAAUAAUGAGAAGUGAUCUUCUGAACUGUCAACUGUCGAUGCCAGACAUGUUCGGGAAGAGUUUGUCGCUGAAAGCAGCGCUGUGGGCCCUGUACGGCAAGUCGGAAAUGGCCUCCCUGGCCAGUCAGCUGUUGCUGCACCUCAGCCACUGCGACGCCGUCACCUCCUCCACGCUGCACAAUGCCGACGGCACUUGUCAGGCCAUCUGCAAUGUCGCCAACUUUCUCAUCGAAUUGGGAGAGUAUCAACUAGCCGUAAUUGUACUGGAUUACGCUCGAUCGCUAUAUCCCACUUCGAAAUGGUGGCAGGUUGUUGAACAGAUACUAUUCUUCACUCAAGCCUUAUACAAGGGACAGUGGCAAGCUGCACAUACCGCUGUACGACAGCUAUCAACGUUGGAUAAAUGGGAGAGCUGUGUCAGGUUGGCGGAACUACUGUUGGCCAAAGGAGAUAAUCAAGGUGUGAAGGAUGCCGUGGAGGAAUUGCUCAACGAAGAAGCAAGCGUGUGCCAUUCUCUGCGCGUGCGUGCAAUGUUGCUCAUCUCCAAAACCAGUCCGACUCCCGUCUUCAUAUUAACUACUGCACUUUCAAUAGCUAGCUUCCAUUUCUUGCACUAUUUGACAGCUCUUGUCAUCAUGGAAAUCGCUCAAGUCCAAUUGAACAUGGGACUUCCUGCUCAAGCUCUGAAACUUGUUGACCAUUCUUUGCUAAUUAUAUUAUCUCAGGGUGGCCUUUAUGAUCAAGCAUGUGCCUUAUUCCUGUAUGUAAAAUGUAAAGUUGCUUGGGCUGCCUCUUUAUCUUGGGAUUUGGAUCACAAAAAUAAGACUAAUGUAAUCACGGAGUGCCUUGGAGUUUUAGAAACAGCAAAAACAAACUUUCGAAAGGUUGAAGCUUUCAACAAGGUUAAAGAAAGUCUCCAUCUUCAGGCUCUUCUCAGUAAUGAAAUCGGUUGCUACAAGAAUAGAAACAGAUAUUCGCUAGAGUUCCGUCAAAUUGACGAAGAAUAUCCAACAAAGAGUGUACCAGUUCCUGCACAUUUUGCCAGUCCCUAGGUUGCAGUGAAUUGCAAUCUAUUUGAAUUUUUCUCAAGUUCAGUAUAUAGUAAGAUUGUUCUCAUUCUUAAAGAUUCUCCUAGAUAUAGAUUGUUCGCCAUAGUAUCUUCCAAUUUUGUUUGGUAAAUUGUAAAGUUUUGUUGAUACCGGUAUUGUAUCUUUUAGAACCUACUGUGUCCAACGCCAGUAUUUUGAGGUUGUAAAUAUAGCGAUUUUAAGAUGAAAAUUAAUUCCUUAACAUUUAUUGUGCAUUACAAAGAGUAUUAUAAUUGGGGAAACAUUAUGAUUAUUAAUGAUUCGGUUUGAAUCAAUAUAAUAUGCUUGAUAAUGGACUCUUGACGAAUAAAUCAAACUACGCUAUUUUCAAUUUCGAAUUCUCCAACAUCUCAGAAAUGAAACUCCUUUAUGAUGGAAGUGACUUUCACAACAAUAUAGCCUACACUAAUCAAGUAUUCAUAAAAUAAGAUUUCUUUUAUGUGGAUUUGUUAGCUUCACAUUACAUCGAAGGUUAGAAGUUUAAUAAAUAAUAAGAAUUAAAAAAUAAUUAUUGUU